AUGAUGAAGCAGCUCCUCAACCAAAUAAACUUAGCUCAAAACCUUGGCCUUGAACAACAGGGCGAAGAGAUAAGGAUGGACGAACACGCCGAUAGGCAGUUCGAUGGGAACCAAGUAGGUCGAGUAGGAGUAAGUAGACAAAGAGAUGCACAACAAUGUGAUCAGCUUGCCGACAUAUCGCAAGCAUCAGCAAGCCACACUUAG
This is a messenger RNA of Prunus armeniaca (apricot), 204 nucleotides long. NCBI's taxonomy places the organism in Eukaryota, Viridiplantae, Streptophyta, Magnoliopsida, Rosales, Rosaceae. The record is from the annotation of a GenBank genome assembly.